Molecule: messenger RNA, 1184 nt
Organism: Gossypium arboreum
Lineage: Eukaryota; Viridiplantae; Streptophyta; Magnoliopsida; Malvales; Malvaceae
Product: peroxisomal (S)-2-hydroxyacid oxidase GLO4-like
Exons: 10
Coding region: 162-905 (247 amino acids)
Molecular function (GO): FMN binding; oxidoreductase activity
Source: RefSeq, a predicted model, not a curated record
CCAACAACGACAAAACUGUGAGAGCAGAAAGUGAAACUCAUUAAUCAUAUUCAUUUGUCUACAUAUACGUGCUGUUGCAUGGAUUUAAAUUGCAAUUUUCGUAUCACUGUGAUUUUGCAGGGUCAAGUUGAUAUAGUUCAAUCUUCAAAGUUCCAGAAUACAUGGAAGGUGAACCAGUUAAUGUUAAUGAGUUCCAAGAAUUAGCUAGGCAGGCCCUUCCCAAAAUAUACUAUGACUAUUAUAGUGGUGGAGCUGAGGAUGAGUACACACUAAAACAAAAUGUGGAAGCAUUUCAAGGAAUUACGAUCCGGCCAAGAAUACUUGUUGAUGUCAGCAGAAUCGAUUUGUCAACAACUGUUCUCGGCUACCAAAUCUCAGUGCCCAUUUUGAUUGCUCCAAGUGCUAAGCAUAAGUGGGCACACCCUGAAGGUGAGGUUGCCACAGCCAGAGCAGCUGCUUUAUGUGAUACAAUAAUGAUUUUAUCCUACAGGUCUACCUGUACUAUUGAGGAGGUCGCUUCAAGCUGCAAUGCUGUUCGGUUCUUCCAGUGUUAUGUAUACAAGAGGCGAGAUAUAUCUGCUAAUUUAUUACAGAGAGCUGAAAGAUGUGGAUACAAGGCCAUUGUCCUAACGGUUGAUAGCCCUAGGCUUGGUCGAAGGGAGAAAGACAUAAAGAACAAAAUGGUUAACCCUCAAUUGAAGAACUUUGAAGGUCUCAUAUCGACUCGAGUUUCCACUGAUGACGGUUCAAAAAUAGAAGCAUUUGAUGCGAACACUGCAUUUGAUGCCUCUUUGUCUUGGAAGGAUAUAGGAUGGUUAAGAUCUAUUACAAACUUGCCAGUUCUGCUCAAGGGAGUACUUACUCAUGAAGAUGGGGAAAAGGGAGAUUUUAUGUGGGAAUUGUAAUGGAGCUGGCUUUACUGGUGGAUUUAGGAGCACCUUGGAUGACUGAUAUAAAAGCUACAAUUUUGUCUCACCAGAGGAGAUUUACCAUACAAGCUUUUGUAAUCUCGUCUGUUUCUUGGAUUAACAUUUGCUUCACUCCUGUUGUGUUUUUGGCAUGCACAAGUUUGUUAUAUACUUAGCCAAAAAAAGGGGGAGAACCUUUUUAUAAUUAUUCAAUCUUUGUUUUUUAUUUUUUUAUAACACAGUUAGAAAUAAUUUAUUUGCUUUGCUUGUUUUCAA